AUGGUCAUCAAGGCCCACAUCAAGAAGCUGAAGCCCUAUGUGCCUCCACUUGAGGGACGUAACCCAAAGAAAUUCACACUUCUGGACUUCAAUGAGCGCACUGCGGAGGUGCCGGAGUUCGUGAAGGAGGCCAUGAAGGAGUUCAUUGACAACGGGGGGCUGCAGAAAUACCCGUCCUACGGCGGUUUACAGGCCGACAUCGCAACCUAUGCCGGGGUGAAACCGGAGGAGGUCAUGUUCACUAACGGCUCGGACCAGGGUAUCGACUUGGUCAUCCGAUGCUGCUGCGAGAAGGGAUCGGAGGUGAUCAUCCCUUCUCCGACUUUUGCGAUGUAUGAGCAGGCUUCUGAGGCAGAGGGUCUGGUGAUCCGCCGACCGCACUUCACCAAGGACAAGGGCUUCCCUCUGGAGGAGGUGUUGGCCAUUGUCAAUCAGAACACUUCGCUGAUCGUUCUGAGCAACCCGAAUAACCCCACGGGUACUGAGAUCCCGCGGGAUGCCAUCCUCGAGGUGCUGCGGAAGUGUCCAAAUGUCGGCGUGUUGGUCGACGAGUGCUACUUCGAGUUCAUGGAUCCGUCUACGACCGUCGCGAACGAGCUGGGGAACUUCCCCAAUCUCUUCGUUUGCCGGACUUUGGGGCAUCCCAUCCCUGCGACUCGGAUACCUGAUGUCCGCACCCGCCAAUAUCUCGGCGCUGUGCUGCGUCCGGGGUCCCUAUGA
Molecule: messenger RNA, 720 nt
Organism: Symbiodinium sp. CCMP2592
Lineage: Eukaryota; Dinophyceae; Suessiales; Symbiodiniaceae
Source: the annotation of a GenBank genome assembly